Glossina fuscipes is the source of this 2942-nucleotide messenger RNA. RefSeq lists its product as uncharacterized. NCBI's taxonomy places the organism in Eukaryota, Metazoa, Arthropoda, Insecta, Diptera, Glossinidae. The record is from RefSeq and is a predicted model, not a curated record. Bases 2035 to 2871 code for a protein of 278 amino acids. The transcript is spliced from 2 exons.
UAUUUCUAGUAGAAAAUUGGCAGAGUUCCGGCAAGAAUUAAAACUCUUAAAAUACUUCUUCGUUUUGUUUCAUCUAUACAUCCUUAACGAAAUGCGCGUUAACUUCAAACGAAGUGUAUUUCAAGAAAGUACCUACAUUGAUGCUAACGUUGUGUUGGAACCCCUUCUACGCAAUUGUUACUUUUAUUAUUAUUCUUGCUAAAGUCUUAAUUUAGUGGAACUUUAGUAAAGCGUCGAUCAGUAUAGAAUAGAAUAGAAAAGAAUAGAAAAUGGAAUAGAAAAGCAAGAUAGGUCGAUAAUAUGUGCUUUUUCUUGUCAUUUAUAGAUUAUCCGGUAUUUCACCUAUUGAAAGAAAUCAAUCAAUGCGAAUGCCAUCUGUCGAAAUUCAAGUAUGAUGUGAAUAAAAGAUAAGAAAUGCCAUUUAAAUAUUUAGACUAUGAUUUCAUAGUAUGAAGCGCAGACGGCCCAUAUCGGUCAGCUAACUGCUACAAAUUAAUAAGAUAGAGAAGAUUUCUGCAUUACCGUUUUGCACUCUCAUUGAGGCUUGCAUGUACCACAUAAGCAAAAAGCUCAAUUUUGGCUCAAUGUUGGCUGCUUCGCCAAUCCACGUCAGAAAUAGAGCAUGCCAAAAUAACAUUGAACAGUUCAAAACUGCUGUAUUUUUCAAGAUGGAGUUCGCAAAAUUGUCAAAUUUUCCCUUUCAAUUUAAUAGGCUGAAAUACUUAUACUCAGCAAUUUUUAUCGAGAAACAUUUAUGAAUUGGAAUUUUUUCUCAUAAGUAGAACAAUGCGUUAUUAGGAAGUGGUCGCAAAAAUCGCCAAAUCCCAUCCAUUUCUAAUGGUGUUUGUCCUUUAGCGAAAACAUGUCACUACGCAAGAUUUUAUCGAAAUUUACCAAACAUUGCGAUUACUAGAUUGAGUCAUGGGCAGACAUCUAAUAUACGGGCAAAAACACGAACAAAUGGAGAGCUUAAAUCUUCUGCCCUUCUAGGCAAAAAGUUAAUAUACAUCCUACAUCAGAAGCGGUGUGUAGACUCAAAAUUCGAGGAACAUGUGUGCACUCUACAAAAGUAGUUAUCAAGAGUAUUACUCUCCCUUAAUUCAACAAAUUCAACUAUGGCGGUCUAUUGCUGACAUUCCAAAGAACCCAAAAGUACAGAUAAAGAAACAGAUAAGUUCUUACUGGUUUGUAGCUGGAUUUUGAUAUGUAAUAUGUAAGUAUAGGAAACAUGGUGAAAACUUCAAAACAUCAUAUUAGAUGAAAAUAGCUUCGAUUAAUUCACUAUAGCGUCUUCUAAAUAUGCAGAUAUAUAUUUCAUUUUCUUUAUUCGCUCCUAACCCACGUUUCUCAAGUUUCAACCUCAAUUUUACGGACUUUAAGAAUGACGAUAUAAUUUUUGAAUAUAUAUGAAAGACUUAGCACUUUUCCUUCUUUAAUGCUUAUAACAUAAGAUUUUUAACAAUAAAUUGUCAGAAUUCUUCUAAGCUGGGAAUACUAUAAUCUAUACCUCUCUGCCUUCCCCUCUCUCUUCGGCGAGGCUAAAUAGAGUGUCACUAUUCUAGGAUUUCUUAAUUAGUAUCCAAAAUUUUUUAUUUUUACUUAUGAAAAAAGGUUAACAAUAUUAGAACAACAAUAACAAAGACCAGAAAGAUUUGUAAAUACGUCUCUCCGAUAUUGAAAAAUAUAUAUUGCUUUUUCAAACAAUUAAGUGUACAAAGAAAUUGUUGAAUUUACUUUUGUAAGUGAACAGCUGCAAAUUUUACCAAUAUUUUUUGCGCUAAUCCUCGCAGGUUAUGAGGUCAUAAAAUUUACAAUUUAAAGGAAAUUCAGUUUUUGAAUUCAGGGUUUUACCGAAAUUGCGUUAGAUAAACAAAUUUAUGAGUAUUUAUAUAUGCAUGUACAUAUAACAUAUUAGGCUGAAAGGCUUUAUAUAUCCUGGGACGGCAAAGAAACGAAGUCACUUUAUCAUUGUUAAGCGAACAGUAACAUUAAACACAUCAAUAGUGAAAGAAAAAAUUAAUUAAAACAUCAAAAAUGACUCUUGAUACUACGUUUGCCAAUAUGUCUCAACCACGUAUACUAUCGACAUUUCGCGUGAGCACAAAGUAUUUCACGCCUGAGGAUCUUGAACUCUACGUCGAAAGUAAUGAAAUCUUGCAACGCUUAGAACGUAAAAAACAAGAACGAAAGGAGAUAAAACGUGCUGCUAAAGCUAUUUAUAACAAUUCGAUAAGACACUACAAUACUCUAGCGCACAUUAAUGGAUUAGCAGAAAGUUCUUUUGCACUGUCAAUUAAUGAAUCCAUAGAUGAGCCUCUAUUGAUAAUGGAAAAUAGAAAAGUACCUUCGACACCUGAUAAAGCCGAAUUUGAUGAAAGCUAUUUUUCUUGGCCAAGCAGCAGACAAAGUACACCACGUCAUAUGCCUAAGUGCGAUUUUAGCAAGCAACAUCCGAAACUCUGCACUCCUUUGUCACAAAGUUUCGUAAACUUAACCUUGAACUCAUCGGAAUCCGGAGUCUUUGCUAAUGACAAUGCACGGUGUAAGACUUUACCUAUGCGCCAAAAAGGAGAACCAAUUAAAAAAUCACCAUCGGUUGCUUUAUCUUCACCUCUUAAACGCUGGUUACCCAGAACGAAAAAUUCUGUUAAAUUGCUUUCAUGUAGAGUUAUAGAUGAAUACGAAAACUUAAAAAUCUACGAAGAGGAAAAACAACGUAAUAACAACUCCAAUGUUUUUAAUGAACCAGCAAAAAAAAUUAAUUUGAAAAAAUUCGCAACUUUAAUUAGGACGAAGUCGAAAAAAAACUGCGUCUACGCUAUCCAGAAAAAAAGUGUCGUGGAUAAUUCCUUUAACUACUUGAGUUUAUAAUAUCGCAAUGCGAUCGACAAUAAAUUCGAAGUUCCUUAAUCUACCUCCAAUAUGUAAAAUGUAAAAAUGCU